AUGUGCUUGGUGCGGAUCUUCCAUGUGCUGGGUAUAAUGGCCCUGUUUCCACAGCUCGCUUUCUUCGGCGAAAGUGUCGAUGGGAGUGAGCUGAGCUACGGCGAUUUUUACGGCAAUGCCAGUGCCAGAAUGCUGCGAUUCCGUGACUUUGAACCGCGACAGCACAGCGGCAGAAUGGACGUGGAACUUGAGCUGGAUGCAGGGGAGAAUGCUGGACAGGAUCGCGAGGGUCGUGGCUUCCAUUUCCAUGCCAGCGGCGAGGAUGUGAGUGUGGAGUUGGAGUUCAUCGUUCCCUUCCUCAAAGUUCCCGUGAAGAGGAGCAUGCAUCUGGCUCGGAAUGCUGUACAAAACCUACUGAAUCUGCGAACUGGAGCUUUGGUCAACACCGCAGUUGUUGUGGCCGCUGGAGCAGUUAUAGCUGCUGUGGUUCGAUUACUACUAGCCCCACUGGUGAUCACCUCGCUGGGCAAUGGAUAUGGCUACAAGUCCGCUCCAGACAGAGGCGUGCGCCGGCUGACUGAUGCGGUAGAGUCGCAACUGGAGGAGUACAACAUCGACGUGUCCGCCUGUGUGCAGCGGAUGAUCUGUCAGUAUCUGCAGCAAAAUCUAUCAUCUGGAUAUGCCCGGGCUCUCAAUGUAUUGACCAGCUCCUCCUGGUUGCAUUCCAUCGUCGAUGGCACUGCAGUUUACCACGCCAUCCAAUCAGCCAGAAGUAGUCGCAGUUGUAUCCACACAUAUCGCAGUUGCAAAUGGCCCAAUCAGCUCAACUGGAAGUCUGGGAGUUUACCAAGGGUUCCCGAGUUCUUCAAUGGAUAG
This is a messenger RNA of Drosophila santomea, 816 nucleotides long. RefSeq lists its product as uncharacterized. NCBI's taxonomy places the organism in Eukaryota, Metazoa, Arthropoda, Insecta, Diptera, Drosophilidae. Bases 1 to 816 code for a protein of 271 amino acids. The record is from RefSeq and is a predicted model, not a curated record. The transcript has 3 exons.